Molecule: messenger RNA, 4055 nt
Organism: Hemiscyllium ocellatum (epaulette shark)
Lineage: Eukaryota; Metazoa; Chordata; Chondrichthyes; Orectolobiformes; Hemiscylliidae
Product: large proline-rich protein BAG6-like
Exons: 26
Coding region: 168-3818 (1216 amino acids)
Cellular component (GO): BAT3 complex
Molecular function (GO): polyubiquitin modification-dependent protein binding; misfolded protein binding
Source: RefSeq, a predicted model, not a curated record
UGCCUCCCGGGACAGGGCCGGACUCGGUGACGGUCCUAGAGACUCAGGGAGAGGGAGAGGGAGCCGCUCGGCGCCGCCAGCAGCAGCAGCUACAACAGCCGGCUGCCGGGGAUUUCCGAGACGGCGGAGAGCCCGGGCCAGCAGCGUGAUUUACAAGGGAGAGGUAAAUGCCAGGCAUGGCUACGACAGAAGUUACAGUGAAGACUCUGGACUCCCAGAGCAGAACCUACACAGUUGAAGAAGAGCUUACAGUCAAAGAAUUCAAAGAACACAUCUCCAGCUCUGUCAACAUCCCAGCUGACAAGCAGAGGCUCAUUUACCAGGGCCGAGUUCUGCAAGAUGACAAGAAACUUAAAGAUUAUGACGUCCACCACAAAGUCAUCCACUUGGUCGAGCGCGCGCCACCACAGGCACAGCCAGCGUCAGGAGGUCCUUCCUCGGCGGGCUCUUCCAUACCCCACCCGGGGGGCGGGCGAGGGACUUCAACUGGACCCCACGACAGGAAUGCCAACAGUUAUGUGAUGGUGGGCACCUUCAAUUUGCCAGUCAACCUUCUAGACCCUCAGCAGAUACAGCAAUCAGUGCAGCAGGUGAUGGCAGGUUUGGGUGAGGCUGGUCGGAAUACACGAGUCACAACUUCCACCGGGAGUGAGCCGAGAGUUCGCCUGGUACUGGCACAGCAUAUGCUGAGAGACAUUCAGGGGAUCUUGAACAGGCUGGAGGGUCAUACGAAUGGCACUCCGCAGGAGACAGCUGCUCAGAGCCCAGUGGGUGCCGUGGGCCUGUCGGCAGAAGCUGCAGCACCUGCCACACCGGUAGCAGGAGAAAGCAUGGAGACGUCCAAUUCAGAGCCUCCACCAGCAACGACGGCCCAGCCUCCAGAACCAGCAGCUGAGAGCGUCUCCCAUGAGAGCACAAGCACGUCAACAGCCACUGACCAUAAUGUGGGCUCCUCCUCAGCUACCACACAGACCGAAGAAGCUCCGCCCGGGCCCAACCACCCAUCCCCCACAGAGUACCUCGAGGUUCUGACUGAGCUCCAGAGGGUAGAAGCGAGACUGCAACCAUUUGUUCAGCGGUACCAGGAAAUCCUGAGCACGGCCACAACCGCGGAUUACAACAACAACACUGAAGGCAGAGAAGAAGACCAGAGGAUCAUCAACCUUGUCGGCGAAGCCCUUCGUUUCUUGGGCAACACCUUCGUGGCUCUGUCUGACCUCAGGUGCAACUUGGCAGCUAACACUCCCCGUCACCUCCAUGUGGUGAGGCCGAUGUCCCAUUACGCUUCACCUGUAGUGCUGCAGCAGGCUGUGCCCAUUCAGCAGAUCAAUGUCGGAACGACAGUCACCAUGACGACCAACGGCAACCGGACACAGCACACGGCUGAGGGUCAGGCAGCGGCCUCCCCCACUGCCAAUGCCACUCCUGCUGCCCAGUCACAGGGCCCGGAGUCACGGGAAGCGCCGGAGACUCAGGGCUCGCAGGCUCAGACCCAGACUCCACAUCCCCGGGUCAUUCGCAUUACACAUCAAACCAUGGAACCCGUUGUCAUGAUGCAGAUGAAUCUUCAAGGAGAUUCUGCUACACCAGGGAAUGCUUCUGCAACUGCUUCAUCAACAACAGGAAAUUCUGGUCCAGGUGCCAUGCCUCACAUUCAGGUCCCGGGAAUAACACCUGAAUUCAUGCAGACUAUCAUGCACCAGAUUACCCAGCAGGCUAUGGCAGCAGCUAGCGCGGGCUCAGCAGGGCAGCAGGUUCCUGGGUUUCAGCCUUCACCUGCCCGAGUGGUGAUUACCCGGCCUCCACCCCCUCCUCCACGGCAGACCCAGUCAGCAUCAGGACCACAACCUGGCCCACAGGUUCCUCCUGGCUCUACUCCUGCCCCUGAUCCUGGCACUGGCCCCAGUCCCACCCCGGGUCCUGCCACUCUUGCUCAGAUGAUCACCGGACUGGUAGGGCAACUUCUGAUGCAGCCCGUCGUCUUUGCCCAGCCCCCGACCAGUGACAGUGGCUCCUCGGCAGCUACCGGCACCAGCACCACAGCCGCCUCGUCCACCACCACGUCAGCCACGGCCGGCCAAGCCCCCACCUCCACCACCAACUCGACCGGGACCACCGCCUCGGCCACGGCGGACGGUGGCGGCCAGCCGCAGCAGCAGCAGCAGCACCCGGCUCCCCCCGACGUCCAGUUCUCACAGCUCCUCGGCAACCUGUUGGGGGCAGCGGGCACCGGCGGCGUGGGCUCGCCGACCAUCACUGUCACCUUGCCGGGGAUGCCGGCUUUCGUCCAGGGCAUGACCGAGUUCCUGCAGGCGGCGCAGGGAGCUGUGACGGUUCCCCAGGCGGCCCCAGCAGCCUCCCAGCCGACGGCUCAGGGGGCUCCCACUGCCCCCGCUACUCCUCAGUCGCAGCCGCAGCCGGGUCAGGACCGGGCCGGUGGCAGGCAGCAGCAGCAGCAGCAGCAGGCGGGAGCGGACACCCUGACUCCGGAGUUCUUCACCAGCGUGGUGCAGGGGGUGCUCUCCUCCAUGAUGGGCUCGCUCAACGCGCAGCAGGGCAGCACCGAGAGCAUCGCUGACUUCAUCCAGCGGCUGAGCGGCACCAGCAACAUCUUCGAGCCGGGAGCAGACGGCGCUCUCGGGUUCUUCGGAGACCUGCUGUCCCUGAUUUGCCAGAACUUCUCCAUGGUGGACAUGAUCAUGUUGCUGCACGGCCAGUUCCAGCCCCUGCAACGCAUCCAACCUCAGCUCAACAGCUUCUUCCGGGAGCAGUACCUCAACAACCAGGAGCCAACAGAACAGAACAUCCGGGCAUCAACAGACGUCUUGAUAAAUGGUCUGGAGGAGUACAUCCGAGAAAGUUUUGCGUCUGUGGUUGCGCGAGAUGAAGUAGACAUCACCAGUACAAAUUUGGAAUUCUUGAGGGAGCAGUUCAAUCGGAUUGCUACGCACAUCCUCCAGUGCACGGACGCUAGUUUUGGUCACCGACUUCUGGAGCUGUGUAAUCAGGCUCUGUUUGAGUGCUUAGCGCUGAACCUCUACAGUCUACGAGGAGAGCAGAGUGCGUUGACUACAGUCAUCAAUGAUCGGAUUCGGCGUAUGUCAGUGGAUGUUAACCCCUCGCUGGUGAACUGGCUGACCACUAUGAUGGCAAUGAGGCUACAAGUGAUCAUGGAGCACAUGCCAGUGACAGAGGAGCAGAUUCUGCAGUACGUCAGGAGGAGGCAACCUUCGGCCCAGGAGCCAGAAACACAGCAGAACAUGUCUGAGGACCGUGUGGAGAAACAUCCAACAGAGUCUGAAGAGGCUGUGCAGGAAGCACCCCAGAGGAAGGACUCGACUGCGUCUCCUGCUCCCGCCACCACUGCAGAGGAGGUGAUGUCAACAGAGCCUGCCGUAUCGAUGGGAGCGGACGCUGCGCAGAGGGAAGGCUCCGAGGCAGAGCCCUGGGUAGCCGCUGUGCCGCCAGAGUGGGUGCCCGUAAUCCGACAGGACAUCCAGAACCAGAGGAAGAUGAAGCCACAGCCUCCUCUCAGUGAUGCCUACCUCAGCGGCAUGCCAGCUAAACGGCGUAAGACGAUGCAGGGCGAAGGGCCACAGCUCUCUCUGGCGGAUGCCGUGGGUAAAGCUGCCAAAGCGGUCGGUGUCAAGCCGGUCACCAGCGUGGAGAGUCUGGCUCGGGACCUGGAGAAAACAGAGGCCCAAGAAGCCUACAGGCAACAGAUCCAGUCCGACAUCCAGAAGAGGAUAAGGGAAGACCCGGAAUACAGCGCAGAGAGAUUUCCAAACACACACACUGCCUUUGAAGAGCCCUCAUAGUGCAGCCUCCGUUCUCUCCCCAAACCCCCACCGUCGUCUGGACUUGUCCAGUUUCUGACCAGGGAGUGAGUGCAAGGUUCCCAUGUUGUGUGGUCCCCAUCGUGAGUCCACUCACUGUCCACACACUGUUCAAUUAUUCUCCUCCCACCGCGGAACUCCGCGUUGCACUCUUUUUUUUUGUUGUUUGUUCUUAAUCUUGAAUAAAGUACAACAGCUCUGUGCUGCAGUGAAACCUGA